AUGAAUUCUUCAGAUGCCAAGUAUAUUUCAGUUUCUUCUCCACACACUCGCAACAUGAGUAAAAAAGAUUUUCCCCAAAGCAUACUCAUGCAACCAGAUUUCCAUCCUGCAAAUUGGAAAAGGCCAUCUGUAAAUGAAGGGGGCUUUGCCUCCCAUCUGCAUGAUUCCCAAGAGUCUGAUUCUGAAAGCCUUGUUCAGGAGAGACGGUAUCAGUUAGAACUCCAGCAGCGGAUUCGUGAAAAUGAAGAGCUGGUAGGACUGUAUUCUGAUGAGUUGGAGAAUGACAGCUUAGAAGAAGAUAACUUGGAAGAGAGGAGUUUAAAAGAACAAGAAGGAGCUGAGUAUGACACAGAUAAAUGUACAAAUGGAAUACAAAAGAACGAUGGUAAUGGAAGGAAACAACAAUCUGUGGACAAAUAUUUCAGCCUACGAUACAAUCCUAAUUGGAAGUACACAAAACAGGUAGCAGAAUUUUCUGAGGCAGAAAAAGCAUGUCAGGUUUCUGGAGGAAGCAGUGUGGACUUUUCACAAGAUUCAUUUUACCUCCAUUCCAAUGGGUCUCCAGAAGAAAAGGAUCAACAGGAAGUAAAGUCACAAGAUUCAUUCUCAGAAUUUGGUACAGAAUUACUGAGUAUUCAUGAACCAAAUGCUGUGGUCACCAAUGAACCUUUUAGGCUACAUACCAAGGGGAAGGAAUCUGCAGGUGUCUGUCAUUUCAAAGAUAGUCCCAGGGCUUUUUCUCUUCAGAUUCAAAACCGACCACCAAGAGCAAAAAUAGACUUUGUGGAAAAAAACAAACGGACUUUAGGAUUACCUGCAGAGAAGAUAAAUUCCUAUCUUCAAUUACACAGUAAAAAGCAAGAAGCUGUUCUUCAAGAGCUGGUUACAGGUCCUAAAACUGUUAAUGAGGAACCAGUUCAGAGCAUCCUGCCACUCCAGACUGUGAAAAUGGAGCCUGAAGACAAAUGGUACCUGAAAGCACAGCAGCUCAAGGAUCACCAAAACAAAUCUUCCCAGAGAAAGAAAAUAAAAGCCAACCAGCAUCCCAAAGGGAGAGCUUUCCAAAGGAACGAUAGCCAACAACCACCAGUAAGACCAGCAGAACCAAAGUCUUGGCACCAGAGGCACCAUCAAAUAUCAGAGUUUCAGACUGCUCCCAUGCAGGCAGUGGAGCAAGACAACAACAGCACACUGCAGAAUUGGCUGUAUCCAAGUCUUCCUGUUGGCCCUGACACCAAUACAGCAGCAAAUUCAGAUAUCCACUUAAAUAAUUUCCCCAAUUCCAGACAUUUUGAGAACAAGAAACAUCAGCAUGAUUCUCCAAAUGAACUUCCACAUGACCAGCAACAUUUAUACAACCCUGUGGCUGUGCAGCUUUUUGCAAGAGAAAACAAUACCAAUGGUCAAGCACAUCCCAAUCAGAGGAAUAUUUCAUCUACUUUUGAUGCCAAUUUUCAAGAAUUGGUGAAGGAUCAAGUAUCACUUCAGGACUGCAAAGGGCACAUUUAUGUGGAGAAAAGAUAUCAGAACUAUGCUCUCAGUAGUUUAUGGCCUUCUUGGUCUUCUGUUCACAGUUUUCCAACAGCCCCUUGUACAGCCUCCCAAUUUACACAAAUGAUGGAACGACAUCACCAAGAAAUCACUCACUUGACAGAAGCUCACUUAGCUGACAGGUACUUGUUCAGCCUACUUCCACCUAUAAUUCCACAGGUAGAAAGUGGUUCAGCAGUAGAUCCAGAGAGCAGUGAAGGAAAUCGAGUGCAAAUAAACCGAAGCAACUCAGAAGGAUAUCUCAUGCAAAUGGAAAAGCAAAACAAGCCUAAAGUCAGCAAGAAGCCAUGUAGCUCAAAAGCCUACGUACAUCUGAACGUGAAGCUUGGAGGCCUUGGACCUGACUAUGAAGCAAUCAAAGAGAAAAAAGAGAAGUUAAAGCAACAAAAGGAAUAUGCAAAGCAAAUUAAGGAACACAAUAUGAAAAGCAUUGGUUCAGUUCAGAAGUUACCUACAAAACCCCAGGUUGUAUCUUCAGUGUCAAGACAGAAGGCGCUGGAGUAUGCUAAGAAGGUUCCUAGACCAAAGACUUUCACAGCAAGAAAAUCAGAUGAAGAGGUGAAAGAGAAAACAGUUCUACCACAGACUUUAAAUGGAGAGAGUUUACCUCAAAUUGCAUCCUUGGAAACUUUGCAAAAUAGACACGAGAAGGAAAAGCAAGUUGUAGCUGCUUUCAAAACCCUUCAUAUCUUAUAA
Molecule: messenger RNA, 2247 nt
Organism: Antrostomus carolinensis (chuck-will's-widow)
Lineage: Eukaryota; Metazoa; Chordata; Aves; Caprimulgiformes; Caprimulgidae
Gene: JHY
Product: junctional cadherin complex regulator
Exons: 9
Coding region: 1-2247 (748 amino acids)
Biological process (GO): axoneme assembly
Source: RefSeq, a predicted model, not a curated record